Messenger RNA from Selaginella moellendorffii, 1121 nucleotides. RefSeq names its product mitochondrial amidoxime-reducing component 1. The coding region runs from base 108 to 1067 and encodes 319 amino acids. Lineage: Eukaryota; Viridiplantae; Streptophyta; Lycopodiopsida; Selaginellales; Selaginellaceae. The transcript has 7 exons. Gene Ontology annotation, molecular function: pyridoxal phosphate binding; molybdenum ion binding; catalytic activity. The record is from RefSeq and is a predicted model, not a curated record.
CAUUGUCGUCUCCUCCGCAAAGCCCUAGAGCCGUCUCGCCCAUUUACACGACACCAGAUAAUAGAGUUUGGAUCGAACCUUCGAUAGAAGCUUCUCUAGCGGUGGCUAUGGAGGACUCGGCCAUGGUCGUCAAGUCGCUCUUUGUCUACCCAGUCAAGUCGUGCAAAGGGAUCGAGAUUGACGCUGCCGCGAUCUGCCCGACUGGAUUUCGAUGGGAUAGGCACUGGCUUGUUGUCAAUGACAGAGGAAGGAUGCUCACCCAAAGAGUGGAGCCAAAGCUUGCUUUGAUCCAGCCAAUUAUGCCUCCCGAGCUUUUCACUGCUCCUCUACAGUCUCUACCAGCGAAUUCUUCAGUGUGUAAGCAGAAGGAGCACAAGAAAAAAAGAACUUACUCUUUCUUCUUCGUAGCAUUCCAAGCCCCGGGAAUGGAGACCACGCUUCAAGUCCCUUUGUUUGGCAGCAAAGAGAAAGUCCAUGCUUCGGUGUGGGAGUGGUCUGGCGUAGCACUGGACGAGGGAACAGCAGCACACAAGUGGUUCUCCGCUUAUCUUGGAAGAACUUGCCACCUUGUGCGUCUAGAUCCUGCUGCGAUGGAGCGACCGACUGAUACCGAGUAUGCUGACGGAUACAAAGCCUCCUUCACCGAUGGUUUUCCAUUUCUCGUUGCUUCCCAGGCUUCUCUUGACGCUGUGAACAAGCGCUUGCGGAAUCAACUUCCUAUGAAUCGGUUCAGGCCAAAUAUAAUCGUCGAGGGCUGCGAACCCUUCGCAGAGGAUACCUGGCGGACGUUUAAGAUCAAAGACCUGACCUUUCACGGAGUAAAGCUUUGUUCCAGAUGCAAGAUACCUACAAUCAACCAAGAGACAACCGAGAUGGGAGCCGAGCCGACCUUGACACUCAUGGAGUUCCGCAAGGGAGAGAUGCUAUGCGCUGUUCAAUCUGUGAAAAACAAGGUUUUCUUCGGCCAAAACGCUGUUUGCGUGGAGUCCAUGGCGAAGAAGAACGAGUUAGUUCGUGUUGGAGAUCCAGUUCGAGUGGAGGAAACUUUGCAAGUCCCAUCUGUGUGAAGUUGUGAAAAAAAUACCAUUUGAACAAAACGUUACACAAAACUUGGAAUUCCA